This is a messenger RNA of Xylaria bambusicola, 3195 nucleotides long. RefSeq names its product exocyst complex component Sec10-like protein. Bases 255 to 2984 code for a protein of 909 amino acids. The transcript has 2 exons. The record is from RefSeq and is a predicted model, not a curated record. Gene Ontology annotation, biological process: exocytosis; Golgi to plasma membrane transport. Gene Ontology annotation, molecular function: protein binding. NCBI's taxonomy places the organism in Eukaryota, Fungi, Ascomycota, Sordariomycetes, Xylariales, Xylariaceae. Gene Ontology annotation, cellular component: cytoplasm; exocyst.
CUGCACUAGCUAUGCCCCAGUUACCGCCCCGCUGGUCUUCCACAGUACCUCAUCCACAUCGUGACACCCGUCAGCUACGUAAUUACUGUAUCCAACUUCUUUGUGUUCGCCUCCCUCGAAAGAGGAGCACUUCUUAUCUACCGAGCCUCACUUGGCAUCUUAUACCGGAGAUUUCCACCUCGGUCAUUGAACGUCUCCAUGGACGAGCUUCGCGCGAAACAGCUUAGACUGCCUGUAGGAUAAACCCGCCUAACAUGGCAACCUACAAACGUACGCCGCAGCCGGGUACGCUGCCCAAAGCGAGCAUCCUUAAUGCCCUACGAGCGACCUCCAUGGUAGAAUCGAGGACAGCCCUUCCUGCCGAGGUCCUCGUCUCCAUCCUUGACUACUUGCCCGUCCCAGAUCUCAUGCGGUUCGCAAGGACGUCUUCCCGUAUGCGUGAAAUGGUCUAUGAUGAUACAAGGUGGGUCGCCAGGCUAAAGGCCAUGGAGCUUUGGAGUGAUUUGGAAGCAAAGAAGAGAUUUGAGGAUGCUCUGAAUAAGAAACGUGAUGCCGCUCGGUUGGCUGCGAAAGGCAAUUCAACCCUCGGCGGCAGCAAAGAAGGGAGCACGACUAUAUUUGACGCAGCGAUAGAGGAGGAACGGCGAUUGGCAGCCACCACUCAGGUGACCCGACAAACAGGGGCCGCGAUCGAUGGUUUCGAGACUUUAAGUCUGAACUCCGCUCAGCCUCGAUCUCCUUUUAAAGACCCCGCGGCCCUUCUGAACGUCCUCAAAGACGUUCGUAGUGUGCGAGGCCAUGCAAGACAGGAAUUUGCCAAGGUGUAUGGGGCACUGGCACCUUUCUACUUUGAUCUGGCUCAGGCGAAAACCCAUACUGAGCCUGUCGUUUUCAAGGUUUUCCGGGAUCCCGAAAGGCAGGCGCAAAUGCUGUCUAAUCUGCAGGCGUUCAGCAAAUGUGACUGGACUGAUGGCUGGUCGCAGAGAGUAGGCAAGCUGUCAAGUAUGGUGACCAUCUUUGAGGGUGCUGUGUUGCGUGAGUUCGAGCAAGGCUAUGAGUUUUGGGAUGUCGAUGGCAGGAUGCGACGAUAUGCCCAUGUCCUGCACUCGCUCAAUGGAGGCAGUGCAGCUACAGACCUCUUUAUUCAGAAGCACCCAAUAUUCAAUGAUCGCGAGGCACUUGGGAAUCCCAUCGACUGCGUUAAUCAGGCACCCCGUGAUGACAUCACGCUCGAACCUUCGCGUGCCUUUUUCGAAUUACUCAUGCGCAAGUUGAACGAUCAAAGUGCCAACAUAAGUCGCAUCUUCCCGCAGCCCGCUGAUGUGUUUUGGUCAUUUGUUGACAAGGUUCGCGAAGAUAUCAUCAUGGAGUAUGUCACCCCAUUGUUGGAUGUAACACAUGAUAGACACACUCCCCCCUAUCUGAAAGCGGUGUCGGGUCUUUUUGAGCAAUGCAUGCAGUUUGUGCAAUCCUUAGAGUCGCCUGGCGGCUCAAAAAUCUCCACUGAAGACCAUGCGAAAUCGAUUUGUUUAAAAGUGUUCGAACCACAUAUGGAUUUAUAUCUCCAAGAAGAAUUAGAAAACUUCACCAUGUAUGCAGAGCGCGAAGUAAGAAACUGGGAACAGAAGCUAUCAGAACAGUAUGCCACUGUUGAGUCCUUCUAUAUGGGCAAUUUCAACCGUCAGGCAGACAAGAACGAUUUUCUCAGUUCUUUCAAAAAGGUGGUGAUGAUGCCUGUGUCAGUCCUUCCUGGUGCUUUUGGAAGUAGCAAACCUGCUACGACGCGUGCCACCGCGAAUCCAGCAAUUCGUUCAUCAAUAACUGGCACUCCGGCAUCAUCUCGCCCUCAGACGCCCGGGCUCGGAAGCCACUUGGACCGGUCAGACAGCCCGCUGCCCAUUGAAGCACCAACUGAUGAGCUGAAAGCAAAAGCAGCACUCAUGGCAAAUCGGCUUGAAGGGAUUAAGAGUCUUUUUAGCAUUGAAGUUGCCUUGGAUUUAGUACAUGCUGCCAAAGAGAAUUUAGGCCGAGCCGCCAAAUUUGUUCGACUUGGUGGGCAAGUGGGCGAAGAAGCCCGAGAACAAUGUGAAGCGAUUUUCGUGGCACUGGUCAAAGUUCUUGGCCAAACACACGUAAAGAACGGCUUUGCCAAAGCAGUCGACCAUUUGUCACGUUAUAAUCCUCGCGAAAUCAGUGAUCAUAGUCAGACCGCUGUUGCACCACUUGUCAUGUUUAUCGAGCUAGUUAAUGUGGGCGAUAUUAUCUCGCAAAUGAUUGAGGUCUUUUACGAACAACAACUUGCGGCGCCAAAGAUUGCUGACAAGAACGACUUCAUGGAUCCAGCCGGCUUAGCCAAGAAAAAGUUCGAGCAGAUGCUUGACGAAAACGUCGCUGCCGGGCUCAAUAAAGGUAUUGACGUACUUAUGGAUGAGGUAGAAUACCUAUGUGCUACUACGCAACUUCCUACAGACUACAACCCCCCAUCGCCAUCACAAGGGAAUGGGCAGGCAAAAGCGACCGAUAUUGGCCCAACAGUUACAGCGAGGCGUAUUACAGAGCUAGUCUCGUCCCACACCAAAAUGCUAACAGGAAGCACGGAGAAGACCAUGCUUGACGUCUUCAACGGCGAAGUUGGAUUGCGCUUAUUCACGGCGCUGUGCAAACACCUCAAACGGCAACGUAUCAGCACUGAAGGCGCCAUGAACUUAAUUGCGGAUAUGACCAUAUAUUUUGAAUAUAUUCGGACACUUAAAAACCAGGAUCUGUUGGUCUAUUUCAAGGCACUUCGAGAGCUCAGCCAGAUAUAUUUGAUUGAUGCUCGGCAUGCAAAGGAAAUGGCGAUCAUCAUAGCAGAUAGCGACCGUUUUGGUGGUGUCUUUCGCGCUGAAGAGGUAUAUGAGUACGCCGAAAGGCGCGCUGAUUGGUAUCAAGUCAAGCGAGAUGUCGAAAGGGCAAUGUACGGGUUGGAGUGUCAGAUCAUGUGAACGGUACAACUGGUGAGGGUCUCGAACUAUGUUAGGGUAUAUCUGUUUGGAUCGGGGAUUCUACCCAGACCUUCAACACCAACGGUCGUCUAGGGAAUGAAACAUAACGCAUUGAGUGUGGCCCUCAGUUGAUUGUGAUGGAAUGCGCGUCUAGCUCUACAGAAAGGUCAACGCAUUGCGGCUCAAGCGCCAGUCCAAGCAUGACGGAAAA